This is a messenger RNA of Eruca vesicaria subsp. sativa (arugula), 1290 nucleotides long. Lineage: Eukaryota; Viridiplantae; Streptophyta; Magnoliopsida; Brassicales; Brassicaceae. The record is from the annotation of a GenBank genome assembly.
AUUAAACAUUUGAUAUAAUAAUAAGUCGGCCGUAUAAAACACAAAGGUCAUUCUUUCCUUUUAGCUCACAUUUGACCAAAACACCUCAGACAUCAUCGUUGACUUUUUCAAACUUGUGUUCCUCUCUCUUUCCUUUCUUCCACAUCUCAUAAUACACAACAAAACAGAGUUCCUCUGUUCUUAUCUUCAUUUUUUGCUGUGAAUCUUAUCGAUGGAGAGUAAACACCAAACUUCAACUUCGAAACCGAAGAACAAGCUCUUGAAGAUGCUUCCCAAAGCUAUGUCGUUCGGACAUCGUGUCCCACCGUUUAGUCCCGGAGGAGAUCUCCACCACCACCACCACCACAACAACACGUCGUCUUCGAACAAAGCGUAUUUCUCCGGUCCUAUGGUCCCUUUGGUUCCUAAAGCAGCUCGUGUCCGGAGAAACAAAAGCGACGCCGUUUGGGACGAACCCACUUCACCUAAAGUCUCUUGCAUCGGACAGAUAAAACGCGUCAAGUCAAAACGCUCCUCCUCACCUAAGAAAAACAGAAACAUGAUUCCCAAGAUCCCUAAAACGUCGUCGUCUUCAACCAAAGAAGAUCAAAAAGGUCGUGUUUCGAUGAUCAAGCGUCUCUUCUCUUUCUCCUCCUCGGCGUCUGAAGGUAAAGCAUCAAGAAAAUCUCACACCACCACCGCCGUGAAUGAGCAUCCGGUCACGGUGGUCUCCUCCGCGGCGGUGCCGUCGUUAGGACAGAUGAAGAAGUUUGCGAGCAGCCGUGAAGGUUUAGGAGGGUUUGAUUGGGCGGUUGAGAUGAAACGUGAGGAAGAAUCUCCUGCUGAUCGUGGUUACUAUUCAGAUGAUGAGAGGAGAGGAGGUUUCUUGAGAGACGAUGACGAUGAAGAAGAAGAUGAUGAUAUAAUAAUACCGUUCUCAGCUCCGUUGAGUUUGAAACCGAAGACAGAAGUUAACUUGUGGAAGAGACGAACCAUGGAUCCACCUAAACCACUUCAUCUUCAAACCUCUUGAUUAAAAUUUCCGUUCUUUUUUUUUUUUACUUUAAUUUUCUCGUUUGUUUACAUAAAGUUUUAUAAGAUUAAAUCAUAUAAUGAUAAUUGAUGUAGCGUAACAUCCUCAACACACGACACCAUAAUAUGUUUUCCCUUUUAGUUUAGGUUUUCUUAUAUUUUCCCUUUUACUUUUGAAACUAGGAUCUUCUUUCUCUUAUAAAAAGAAGAUCACGUUCUUGUAAUUAGACACCUUUGAUUUGAUUAUAAUUUUAUACAGAGCUUUACAGCACUUAGAGG